This is a messenger RNA of Fusarium fujikuroi IMI 58289, 1530 nucleotides long. RefSeq names its product related to allantoate permease. The transcript is spliced from 4 exons. NCBI's taxonomy places the organism in Eukaryota, Fungi, Ascomycota, Sordariomycetes, Hypocreales, Nectriaceae. The coding region runs from base 1 to 1530 and encodes 509 amino acids. Gene Ontology annotation, cellular component: membrane. The record is from RefSeq and is a predicted model, not a curated record. Gene Ontology annotation, molecular function: transmembrane transporter activity. Gene Ontology annotation, biological process: transmembrane transport.
AUGGCACCUACACAAACAACGGACUCUGGGGAUCAGAAGAAGGCGGCUGCGAUGCCUUCUGAACAGAUCAGUGUACACGAUGGCUACUCGGAGAGUGUCAACACUUAUACUACGGCUCUGAAGCUAGCCGCAGCCCACGAAGGAGAUGAUAUAGACGCUGUCGCUGAAAAAAAGCUAGUCAGGAAGAUUGACUGGCUCCUGAUGCCCUUGAUGUGUGCAACCUACGCACUCCAAUACUAUGAUAAGGCAAUCAUCGGUCAUGCAGCCAUCUUUGGCUUGAGGGAAGACUUGGACCUGAUGGAGGGUCUUCGAUAUUCCAACACAACUCUCAUUUUCUACUGUGGCUUCAUUCUCGGUUGCUAUCCUAUCACCCUGCUGGGCCAGAAACUACCCACCGCCAAGGUCUGCGCGGCCAUCUGCUUCGUCUGGGGAGCUGUCGUUGCGUCGACGGUGGGAUGUUCCUCGUAUGAGGGAUUCAUGACGAAUCGUUUCUUUCUGGGGCUCAUCGAAUCCGGUGUCUCCCCUGUAUUCAUGCUCGUGACAUCGAAAUGGUAUACAAACGAAGAGCAGGUUCUCCGGUCUGGCUUCUGGUAUUCCUGCAGCGGCGGUGUUAAUCUGAUCUCUCCACUCAUCAACUAUGGGCUCGGCAGCAUUCAUGGACAUCUUGCCGGCUGGAAAGUCAUGUACCUAUUCGCCGGUCUCUUCACCGUUGCUUGGUCCUUCGUCAUCUGGGCCUUCUUCCCUGAUUCGCCGGCUACAGCAAAACAUCUCAGUGAGGAGGAACGUGCAUUGGCCAUUCUUCGGCUUCGGAGGAACAACACUGGCUUUGAGAAUACGAAGCUGUCACCUCGGCAAAUCUGGGACACAUUGAAAAGCUACCAGUUCUGGUCUGUUUUCAUCCUCUCCAUGCUAUGCAGCACAGCGAGCGGUGCUUCCAACACAUUUGCAUCUCUGGUUUUUAAAGGCAUGGGCUUCAAUGUCUUCCAUACUCUGCUACUCAACGUCCCUCUAGGCGCCAUGGCAUUCAUCACAAUUAUCGGUUCAGGAUGGCUAGGGCGUCGAUUCCAGAACAUGAGACACCGCAUCUAUAGUGUUGCAUGUAUCCCUGUCAUCAUCGGGUGUUGUCUCUUAUGGAAAUUGCCUCGUGAAAACACAGGGGGAAGAAUUGCAGGCGUCUACCUCGUCACGUUCUUUGGUUCGUGCUAUGUCCAGGUUAUCGCCUUUGGAACAUGCAACUUUGCUGGAUACACCAAAAAGACAGUGGUGGCAGCUGGGAUCUUUGUGGCUUGGUGUCUUGGGAACAUCAUCGGACCGCUGCUCUUUAGCGCGAAAUACGCCCCGGGGUACAAUCAGUCUUUCACUGGUAUCAUGAUCUGCUUCGCUAUCGCUGUUGGUGUCUGUGAAGCGACAAGAUUCAUGCUAGCACGUGAGAAUGCACAAAGGGACGCCAAUUAUGGCCGCCCCGGUGUUAGCCAUGGCCUUGAAGAUAUCACGGAGAAGGAAAACAAAGACUUUAGGUACCAGCUGUAG